Molecule: messenger RNA, 3173 nt
Organism: Schistosoma intercalatum
Lineage: Eukaryota; Metazoa; Platyhelminthes; Trematoda; Strigeidida; Schistosomatidae
Source: the annotation of a GenBank genome assembly
CAGGAGACUAGUCAAGGGCGAGUUCAUGCUCAAGCCGCUGAUUUUAAGUGCGCAGCGGAUAAACCUUUACUCUUCCUCAAAGUUUACGACGUUUCGUCACUCAUUUAUUAUGACCAGUCCUGAAGACCUCAGUAGUUCAGAAAUACAAGCUUUCAUCACCAAAGUUAAAAGUUUACCCGGUGGAACUAACAUUCAGCAAGAUGAAGCUGAGAAAGCGGCUCAUUUGUACCUCAGAGCUCGCAAGAGAGAUGUGGAGCGUGCUGUGGAAUUGUAUAAAGCUAACAAGCGAAUGCGCUAUACUGAAAAUGUAGAUUCAAUCGAUCCUUUAGAAGAUGGAGUUCGACGUGAGCUUCUAUCUGGUAAAUUUACUGUAUUACCCACUCUUCCUGAUGAUGAAAUGGAUGCGACUGUUGCUAUAUUUACAGCUUAUCGUCAUUGGCCUCCUUUAACUACACAUAGAGAUACUUUAAAAGGUGUUCUAUAUCAGUUAGAUGCAGUAAUGAUGGAUGAGCAGUCGCAAAGAAAAGGACUUGUGGUACUGUACGAUAUGCGUGAUACAAAAUAUUCCAAUUUCGAUUACCAUCUUUGCAUCAAAUUGUUGAAUUUAUUCAAAGGUGUUUAUCCAGCUCGUCUACGUAAAGUGAUUAUCAUUGAACCACCAUUUUGGUUUCGAGCUCCAUUCAAUGUACUGCGAUUAUUUGUUCGUGAAAAAAUGCGAGAUCGGAUAUACUCUGUUGGUUAUGAUGAAUUAAAUGUACAUUUGCCGAAUUCCACAUUGAAACGUUUAUUUGGUCAAUUAACAUUAAACCAACAUUUUGAUUGGCUAUUAAAUUGUUUUAAACGUACUGGUCAUUUUUCACGUAUGCCAACUGAUUAUUUUAAAUUGUCACAAUUAUCAUCAUUAAGACCAUCUGAUUCAAUUUAUUCAGCAUUACAUAAUCCUUUAUUAGGCAAUGAAUUGAUUGUUCAACUUGAUUUAUACAAUAAUAAUUAUAAUCAUGAAAAUGUCGAUGAUAAUACUGACAAAAUAAUUACUACUAAUACUAUUACUAAUGGUAGUAUUAAUAGUAAGGAUAUUUCUCUGUCUUCUAUUCAUGGAUCAUUACGUGUUCCUAUGAAAAAUCGACGAUGUUCAGAUGAUUUUUUGCAUACAACUAUCAUAACAUCUUCGUCAUCAUCAGCUAUAACGACAAUAUCCAGAUCAUCAUUAUCUUCCAUGGUUCAUGGAUCAACACAACCACAAUAUUAUAACACAAUAAAUGGAAGUAUUUCACCAUUAUCACGACUAAUAGGAGAUGCUGUUGGUUUACAAACAUCACCAUUACCACGUCGUGGAGUAUUAACUAAUAAUCGUAUGACUGAUUCAAUGUUUGAAACAUCUAUUAGUCAUAAUAAUAAAGAUUGUACAUCAUUAUCAACAUCAUCUAUGUUUCAUAAUGAUCGACGUGUAUUCUAUCGAUCUGACCGUCAUCUUUCUCAUUCCAACUCAUUUAGACACAGAACUAAUACAAUAACAACAUUAGCUAAUAAUAUCAGUAGUAUUAGUAAUGGUUCAAUAUAUUCCACUCAUUCACCUUCAUCUAAAGAUCAAUUAUAUGUUACAAAUCCUUUAUCGGAAACACGUUUGUCUGUAUCAGAAUUUAUCACUAGAGUGCAAAGUGUUGGUUCUAUUGGAUUAACUUUAGAAUUUGAUGCAUUAUUUAAAGAUAGUCCUGUGAAAGGUGCUUGUACGCGUUUUGCUCAAGCAUCAAACAAACGUCGUAACCGUUAUCUAGAUGUUCCUUGUUUAGAUUCAACUGCUGUGGAACUAUCAGACAAUACUUAUAUACAUGCAAAUUGGGUUGAUGGUUAUCAAUGUCCACGUGCAUAUAUAUUAGCUCAAGGCCCAUUAGAGAAUACAAUACGUGAAUUUUGGAUGACUGUUUGGGAGCAUAAAGUCAUCACUAUUAUAAUGCUUACCAAAGUUAUCGAAGGUCAACGUCCUAAAUGUGCAUUGUAUUGGCCAACAAGAAAUUCUUCUUCCUCCUUAUCAAAAGAUCAAUCUAUUCCCCGUAGUAGUGUUCACCCAGUGGAUACAAAAAUGACCUCAACAAUCAGUGCUACUUAUGGAGAAUUUCAAGUGACUAAUUGUGGUGAAUCUAUUGAAGCUGGUGGUUUAUACAAACGAAGUGUUUUAGAAGUGACAUGUAAAUCUUCAGUAAAUGAUGUCCAUAAUUCUACUACUCGUAUCGAUGUCAGUAGAUUGGAACGCAAUCGACAAAAAUCUAAAAUGAAUGUUCAAAAUUCUCUCAAGGAAUCCAAUGAUAAUAAUACUUUAUCAGAUAAUAAGUUAACAGUGCAUCAUUAUUUAUAUUUGGGUUGGCCGGAUUUCGAUGUUCCAGCGGAUUCAGAAGAAUUUUUGAAAUUUCUACUCACUGUUAAACAAAGUCAUAAUUCAAGAUCAAAAUUAUUAUUCUCAUCAUCACUGUCAUCGCCGUCGUCAGUAUCACCACCACCAACAACGUCAACAGGAUCGUCAAAUCACAAAACAACUUCUCAAUUUGAUUCUUUACCCCCAUUACUGGUACACUGUAGCGCUGGUAUUGGUCGUACAGGAACAUUUGUUACAACAGAUAUUUGUUUACAACAAGCAAUAAAUGAAGGUUAUCUUGAUGUACCAGAUGUGAUUAAUCGAUUAAGAUGUCAACGUGCUGGGGCUGUACAAGUUGCUAAACAAUAUGCAUUUAUUCAUCAAGCACUUGUAUCACAAUUAUCAAAACAACAAAUCAAUAAGAAUGAUGAUAACCAGUACAGUUGUGAUGGGGGUAAUAAUAAUGUUACUGUACUGUAAAUAUUCAUCCCUUCUCUAAAUCUACUCAUCUAUUAUACCUUUAUUUAUUUACUCAUUGUGAUAAACCAAAGCAAGAUUAUUAUUAUUGUGCUUUUUUUGUCGUUGUCUUUUUCUUGUAUGACCUACUAAUACCUCUCUCUUAUUGGUGUGUGCCUUUUUUCGACUUUUUUCUUCUUUAAAAAAAUUUCCUUCACCAUUUUGUGUAGUAUUUAGUGUUUUGUCUUUGGAUAGUUCAAUUUCUGUUUUGUUGUUGUGUAUUUCUUUUGUGUGUGUGUACACAUUUAUACGUAUGUUUGUUUUUUGUCACGGAGAGUUUUACUAUUAUUAUUAUUAUUAUUAUUAU